AUGGGAAACAACAGUUCCCACAAAAGGACCAAAGCACCCAAACAGGCCCGCAAGGAGAGGCCACCUGACGUGGACAAGGCCAGGUGGAAACAGUUCUUCAGUCACUUCAAGCGGAAGAAGAAGAGUACCAAGAUCGUGCUGCUUUUCCCCGUGUACAAGAGGCAGCAGCAGGCCGAGGCUGGGCGGCCGGCUGAGGACGCGCCGGGCGCCGCGGGGGUGCCGCCAGAGGCGCCCAUGCUGCGCGGAGCGGGCGACGGCGCGGGGCGGCGCGAGAGCGCGCGCGCGCCCGAGAUGAAGAGGAUUCUGGUGCUGCUGCUGCUGCUGCUAGACGCGCGGCUGCAAGAGGAGGGGCGCUGCGCGGGGGACCAGCCCCGCCAGUGGCGCCGCUGCCCUCGCCCGCGGCCCUGA
Molecule: messenger RNA, 408 nt
Organism: Propithecus coquereli (Coquerel's sifaka)
Lineage: Eukaryota; Metazoa; Chordata; Mammalia; Primates; Indriidae
Product: chromosome unknown open reading frame, human C20orf144
Exons: 2
Coding region: 1-408 (135 amino acids)
Source: RefSeq, a predicted model, not a curated record